AUGUCAUUCCUUUCCAUUCCUCAACGGCUGAUCAUAUUUCAAACAGAUUGUAUCAUUUUUUUAUGGAUAAUUACGUUUCUUUUAUUUACUUCUAGUAAAAAUGGACACUAAAACCACACAAAGUGGUCAGAGAAACCGGUUUUUAAAGCUAUCUUUAAAGAAAACUAGACCGAAAGCUAAUCAAGGAAACAAACAAGAGAUGAAUAAACUUAACAGAAGUUCAGAUGUGAUAAUACUUGACGAAUCUUUUGACAAAUUAAGAUCCGACUUCCAAAGAACUAAGCAAAACCCGAAAACAUAUUCACCAAUAGUUAUAAACGACUCCUGCGAGUUGUCUUUCAGUGAUGAUUUGCCAAAAGUUAUACUCAAUGGAAAGGAGCCAAGUAAAUCUGGAAAUAUAUCCUUUAACUGCUCUAGAGAAAAUGUAUCACCAACAACCGAAUCAAGGCCCAGCAUUGGCGGAUGGUCACCAGCCCAAAGCAUUCUCUGCGCCACACCGAGACACGAACCCACACCUUCCACACCAAAAGACAUUCACAACGAAUCACAAGAACAAUGCUCCAUAAAGAAAAUACAUCAAUCACAAAAGAAACUACUUGACGAUCUUUAUGGAGAGACGUGGAAAUCCAUCCCUAAGUUAUUUAAAGCAAUUAAAACAAAUUACGAAAACUACAAUACAGUGUCAAAGAAACUACGGUACGAUGACGAUGAAAGUGACAAGGAGAAUAUAAGAUCCGAUUUGAAACGUAACAAAAUGCUGUACCUAACAGACUCAGAAAGGAAAAAAGCUGUUGAACUGACAGAUACAGAGAAAAAGAGUAAGAAGAAGUUGUAUACGGAGAAGGUACCAAGCACUCCGGAAGUACCGAAGGUCAAAGUGAGGAAUGUUAAUAGUACUACGAAGAAAAAUAAGGUGAAUAAGGCUAUGAGUGUUACGGAAAUGGUGGAGACUAUGCGGAAUGAUGUUGAUUUGUUAGCGAAGAAAGUUGGUGGUGUUAACCUCACUCCAAACGUUGAGGUUUCUAGGAUCAGUUUUGUUGGUUCGUUGGCUGACAACGUCCCAUCAUGGAGGUGUCAUGUUGAAGCUAUACAGUACCGGGAUAACUACAAGACACUCCGUGAACAGCUUGCCCGCAGGUUAUACGUGGAGUUCAAUAAAGGAGUGUUUGAUGAUGCUCUCGAUGCAGACAUGCCUAUUUUAUGGGAUACUAAGCUUAGGACCACUGCUGGUACAACAACGAACCGCCUCAUAAAGAACUCGAAAGGUGAUCGCAUUCGUUCCUCCAGCAUCAAACUGUCCACCAAAGUGCUGGACGGGCCACAGCGUCUCCGCGACACCCUCAUACACGAGAUGUGCCACGCCGCCACCUGGCUCAUAGACUCCGAGCUCAGAGCUGGACAUGGACCGCUUUGGAAUAAAUGGGCAAAGCGAGCGUUACGCGUGUACCCAGAGCUGGGCGAGAUAUCAAGGUGUCAUGACAUGGAGAUACAUUUCAAAUACUCAUACAAAUGCACUAAGUGUGGAUAUAGUGUCCAACGCCAUUCAAAGUCGAUUGAUGUAACAAAGAAGUGCUGCGGCUACUGCAAAGGUACCUUCGAAUUAAUACUUAACAAAAAGAACAAAGAUGGCGUCGUUGUUUCUACUCCCGCCAGAAAAGGUACAACGAACGAAUUCGCUUUAUAUGUUAAGGAGAAUUACGCUGCACUGAAAGAUGGAACCAGAAACCAUGGGCAAGUUAUGAAAAUAUUAGGUGAACAAUUCGCUAAAAGUAAAGGCACUUGACAAUAGAUAGUAAAUAUUAAUAUAGUUUAAUAUCUGUAGUGUACAGUUGUAUGUUAUAUAUAACUAGCUCAAUUUAGGAUUGUAUAGGAAAAUUGCGUAAUUCGUCAUUUUUUUAUGUCAAAUGAUUUCUUCGAGAAAAUACUGUCUAAAAAGUCAGUAUAUCAUACUUAUUGUGAUGAAUUAACGGUGAAACGUGCAGAAGCAUAAACCAUACUAAAAUUAUUUAAUUAAAAAUGUAAUCAUGGCUAAUGCUUGAUAGCACUAAUUGACUUAUUGUUUUGCUCCGCGAAAAUAGUCUUUUGAACCUUCAAAAAGCGAUUACAGCGAAUUUGAUAUAUUUAUUUAUAUCGCUAUUAAAUUUGUAUGUUUAACACAAUAGUACUGAUUUUCUAGCUGUUUAAUUAAAAAUUAAACAUUUUUCUUAUUGGUUCUGAUACGAAUCGAAAAAUAAAAUGUGAAAAUAAAUUGCGAAUUUUCGAAUCUUUACAUAAGUUUCAUAGGUAAGUAUGUUGAAGUUAUUAAUAUAUAAUUUUAUUUGUAGACUAAUUGUACUGGAUACAAUGAAUUUUUGACUGAAAUAUUUUAAGGAAUCUUGCCUUUUAUAUUUUUAAUCCUAACUUGUUAACUUAUUAAUGUUUAUAUGAAAUUAUUGUCGACCCAAAAAGAAAGACUUUAAUCAUUGUACUAGCCUUUUCCCAACUAUGUUGGCUUUGACUUCUAACCGGUAUUAGCUAAGUACCAGUGUUUUACAAGGAGCGUCUGCCUAUCUGACCUUCUCAAUCCAGUUACCUGGGCAACACGAUACCCCUUAGUUAGACUGGACACUAUACAUGAAAGAAAAUAUAACUAGGAACACUUUUGAGCUACCCGCUCAGAACAUCAGAUCCUUACAGUUAGGCCGAGUUUAAACGACCGUUUUUAUAUUUUUCUACCUGUUACCUUGUAAUAUCUGCGAGUCCUUUCUGCUUGCGCUAAAGUGCGGUCUUGCUAAUACACGGUAAUCCUCAUAAUCAGUUAAAAACCUCCUUUUGAUGCCAUCAGAGAAACUAUAGGAUGAAAUUUAUUUGUUUAGGUAAAAAUACUUAUGUCUAUGGAAAUGUCAGUUUGUGACUCAUUAUUGCUAUUAAUAAGAUUAAGGGUAUUUGAAU
Messenger RNA from Trichoplusia ni (cabbage looper), 2931 nucleotides. RefSeq names its product acidic repeat-containing protein (gene Gcna). Bases 101 to 1783 code for a protein of 560 amino acids. Gene Ontology annotation, cellular component: nucleus. NCBI's taxonomy places the organism in Eukaryota, Metazoa, Arthropoda, Insecta, Lepidoptera, Noctuidae. The record is from RefSeq and is a predicted model, not a curated record. The transcript is spliced from 8 exons.